Molecule: messenger RNA, 3335 nt
Organism: Paramisgurnus dabryanus
Lineage: Eukaryota; Metazoa; Chordata; Actinopteri; Cypriniformes; Cobitidae
Gene: tinagl1
Product: tubulointerstitial nephritis antigen-like 1
Biological process (GO): proteolysis
Molecular function (GO): cysteine-type peptidase activity; peptidase inhibitor activity
Source: RefSeq, a predicted model, not a curated record
GGCUUGUCUCUAUAUAGAGAAGGAAAGGCAGUAAAGAUCAGACAGAACACUGAAAGAGAGAAAGUGUGUUCAACUGCUUAAAAAGUACUUGAAAAGAGACCAGAUCACAUUUCUUCACUGGAUUUACCGCAGGAAGGAUUUUAUUACACUGAACAAGAUAAGCAAUGUGGAAAGCUUUGAUGCUGGCCGUCAUCACAGUGCUCCUCCUGCUGUUGGAAGGGGGAACGUCGACAGGUAUCCGCACCAGACGAGACCUGGCCCCACCGUUGCACUCCAGGGGAAUCCGAGAUCCCUACGGCUCCUACUGCCAGAGGAGGGGAGGCUGCUGUCCGGGCAGAAAUGACCAAUGCACUGUCCCGUACAUGGAUACGAUCUGCUACUGCGACCUGUUCUGCAACCGCACCGUUGCCGACUGUUGUCCUGACUUCUGGAAUCACUGUUUGGGGACAACACCUCCUCCCAACCUCCAUUCCUGUGAAAGAAACGGCCACAGGUUUCACCCAGGAGCAACCUACAAAGAGAACUGUAACUUAUGUACAUGUGGUCCGAAUGGAAGCUGGGAAUGUGAGCAUCAUGCUUGUCUGAUAGAUGUUGACAUGAUCCAGGAAAUCAACGGAAGAGAUUAUGGUUGGAAGGCAGCAAACUACAGUCAGUUCUGGGGUAUGACCCUGGACGAGGGUCUGCGGUAUCGUCUAGGCACACAGCGCCCGUCCCGAACCAUUAUGAACAUGAAUGAGAUGCAGAUGAAUAUGAAUGGAAACGAUUAUAUGCCAAGUCACUUCAACGCAGCAGAAAAAUGGCCUGGGAAAAUCCACGAGCCGUUGGAUCAGGGCAACUGCAAUGCAUCCUGGGCCUUCUCAACCGCAGCUGUGGCGUCAGACAGAAUCUCUAUUCAAUCAAUGGGUCACAUGACCCCACAGCUCUCACCCCAGAAUCUAAUUUCCUGUGACACGCGUCACCAGGACGGCUGUGCAGGUGGCCGUAUCGAUGGGGCCUGGUGGUACCUAAGGCGAAGAGGAGUAGUGACAGAGGACUGUUACCCGUUUUCUCCGCCCCAGCAGACCCCUGCUGAAGCAGCUCGCUGUAUGAUGCAGAGUCGAGCGGUGGGCCGGGGGAAACGGCAAGCUACAGCGCAUUGCCCGAACAGCCACCGCUACGAAAAUGAAAUCUAUCAGUCAACCCCACCAUACAGACUGUCAUCUAAUGACAAGGAGAUCAUGAAGGAGAUUAUGGAUAAUGGACCUGUGCAAGCUAUCAUGGAGGUCCACGAGGAUUUCUUUGUCUACAAGAGUGGAAUUUACAAACAUACAAAUGUCAAUUACCACAAAUCGCCGCAGUACCGCAAACACGCAACUCACUCCGUCAGAAUAACAGGAUGGGGAGAGGACAGGGAUUACAGUGGCAGAACACACAAGUACUGGAUUGCUGCCAACUCUUGGGGGAAGAACUGGGGUGAAAACGGUUACUUCCGCAUCGCCCGCGGUGAGAACGAAUGUGAGAUCGAGACGUUUGUUAUUGGUGUGUGGGGCAGAAUAAACAUGGAGGACAUGCACGGCCAUCAUCACCAUCAUGGAAGACGGCAAGUAAAGCAGUGAGAUCUCUUUGUGUAUAAAACACAAAUGUCAAUCAGGUCCAUGGCAGGUCUGAGUUUUCAACAAACUGUUCCUGUUCCUUAUGAAUAUAAAUGGUAUUUAUAAAACAAUGAAGUCCAGUGCCCCCUUUAGUCUAAAUAUACAAGUACACCAUCUUAGUGUAUAGUUUAAUAAAAAAAUUACUGUAUAUGUAAGGAAUAAGUGAAGAUGGGCCAUUGAAUUAUAAGAAAAGCAUGCACACCCAAGGUGGUAAUCCAAGGUGCAUUAUUUUCAAAUAAUUCAAAGGACCGGAGUCAAUUAUUCCGCUUAUACCACGGUUACCACAAACAUUGCUCUGGUGCUUAUUUUAAGACAUUUGACAAGUUAGGUGUGCGGUUAUUGAAAAAUAAUGCACACCCGCAAACAUUUCUCAACCAAUCAGAUUAAAGCAUUCAACAGACCCGUGGUAUAAGCAGCAAUUAUUGUUAGUCUUAUUGGUGGAAACAUGAAACCUUGAUACGCUCCUUUACUGGACCACAAACAGCCACAGGACUCAAAGCACUCUGGAGCAAAUAACCAAAGACUUCACAGGCACCCCGCAUCACCACAUCACCAUCAUUUCAAUCAUGUCAGAGUGAUGUAUAAGGAUGCGUCUUAACUUUCAUAUUGUUUUGAAAGUCUCCAGUCUUAAAAAUGGGUUGGGAGUAGGAUGGGAGAUGGUGGUUUAGGACCAAUAAUUUAUUUUGAAAAUACUUUAGAUUAGAUUUAUGCAACAUUUGUGUGCAGUUUAAGCUUUCCAGUGAACAAAGUUUGAUUUUAAGCAUUUAAAUACGUCAAUUUGUAAAAAGAGGCACUCCAGUUAAAAGCAAUUUUGUUUUAAAAUCAAAUUGUUAUGCAUUUUAUGUUAGCUAUUAAAUGUGUUAGUAAAAAAUAUGCCACAUUCCAGAAAGUUGGAUCUACUUUAAAAUAAUACUUCAAUUGUUAAAAAAAUUAGACUUAUGCAACUUUAAGUUUACACUUUUGGUAAAAGUGCUACCAAUUGAAGUGAUUUUUAAUUUAAUCCAACUUUUACUUUUUACAGUGCAGUUUAAAACACACAAAUCGUUUCUCAGUAGGGGAAACUAAAAUAAAAUCACUACCAUUUUUAAUCAGUUUGAGUUUAAAUGCAACGAAAUAUUCCCAGGAAUAUACUCAUUUUUACAGGUCAAGGUUCACUGUAGUUUUGUUAGGCAAAGAAACACUGUUUUUCUGUUUUACAAAGAGAAUUUAAUUUUUGAAUUUAAUAUUGAAACAAAUGUUUUUCAUGACUGAAGAUGCUAAAAAUGCAUCUGUGCGAUCAAAGUCAUUUCAGUUUGGUUCAUAUCACCCAAUGUGUGUUGAAAGUUACUGUGUAGCACAAAUGAUGUUUAUGCUAUUCUAUUAAAAAACUCAACAGUUAUCAGAAUUAUAAAUCACCCUGUAAAAUAAUGGCUAAAGUGAAUUUAUGCAAACUUAAAGUGCUUAAAGUGUCAUUUGCUUGAAACCAUUACUGUAUUACUGUAGCUAUACUGUGCUGGAAAACACAAAAUAAAGUAAAGUAAUAUAUAUAUAUAUAUAAUUCAGCAACGAAAGCUGUUCUUUCAAGUCUUACACUAUUGUACUCUGAAUUCAACACUGUACACAAGCAUUCUUAUAUCUGUUUUGUUGAAUUAAGUGAUGUUGACCGAAUAUAUUUUUUUAUCUUUUUUCUUUGCAUUUCAUUUACAAUAAAAACUGUACACUAUG